UUACAUGCUAGAGUUGUUGUAGCACUUCAAAACUUUAAUACAAAUAUACAUUAGUUAUUUCCUAAUUCAUUAUGGGAAAAUCACAAGUGUGAUCAUAAGCUGAUACUAAUCCCAUUGUAAUGGUUCUAUUCAGGAAAUUCACUGUGAUUAAACAAGUAAAAGUUAACAUUCAUUAUGAAUAGUGGAAUUUGUUUUCGGUUAUCUGCACCAAAUUUAAAGAUCAACACCUUGGGAUUGUUGCUAUACUUUAUGGCAAAUGUGAUCUAUGUUGUAUUUUGGUUCACUAUCUUGUUUUGGAUUUUGAUUAAGGUGGAACUGCAUGUAGUUGUUGCUUACCAUGUUUUUGUCUGGUAGGCUAAAUUUUAAUUAAUUAAAUCUUAAUCAUGAAUUAUGCUUUUAUAGGUAUCAUAAAGAAAACACGAACUGUGAUGGAAUGUCUGCACCGCUUUUGCAGAGAAUGCAUUGACAAAUCAAUGCGACUUGGGAAUAAUGAGUGCCCAGCUUGCCGCACACACUGUGCAAGUCGGCGUUAUUUGAGAGAUGAUCCAAAUUAUGAUGCUUUAAUUGCUGCUUUAUAUCCAGACAUUGACAAGUAUGAGGAGGAGGAAUUGGCUUUUCAUGAGGAGGAAAGGAUACGAAACAAGCAGAUCCAAGCUUCAAUUGCUCAAAUAUUUCAACGACAAUCUGAAGCACUAGUUAGGAGACGCACAAUGGGUAAAGAAACAACUGGUCCAUUCAUGGAAAGGUCACAGCGCAAUCAUCGGACAGUCCCCUCAAGGAGGCGGCGGAACAGCCGAGGCACUGAAUUCCAAGGAUCCGAAGACAUCGAUUAUGAAAAUGAUGAUAAUGGAGGUAAGGAUUCAUCUUCUACUGAUGAACGCUCCACAGAAGUAAGGCAGCGCAGGCGCAAGAGACGGCCAGGAAUUAGGCCUUCUCAACCUUCUUCAUCAGCUUCAAAUCCAGAGGGCGGAUGCAUUGAAAAUGAUUUAGAAGCCACCAGAGAGAAUAGAGGAAUAUCUCCUGGCCUUGUUUGGAAUACAGAAAUGCUUGCCUGGGGCAGGGGUGGUACUCGAAGUCAUACACGGCAUGGUAAUGCUAGCGGUUGCAACAACAAGACUGCCAGAAGCACUCGCAUAUCCAAGCUGGUAGAAUAUCUCAGGAGCUUAGAGGAAAAAAAUGAUGAGUUGGAUGUUCACCUAAUGCUUACUUCUAUGGACAAGGAAAGUUUCACGAAUUUGAAACAGCCCUACCUUUGCUGUCAACCCAGUUUGUCAGUCAAACACCUAUGUGAAUAUAUUGCUCAGAAAAAGUCUUUGGAAGCUGAAGAAGCUGAAAUAUUUUUAGUUAAAGGGCAGCACAACCUUAUUGACAACCUGUCCUCUGUGCAUCCACCAAUAUCAGUGGAUGAGCUGCAAAUUUUGAAAGGGCAGGAAACUUUGGCAUGUCUUAGAGCCAAUUGCACUUCCAAUAGAGAUUACAUGAUUCUAGCAUAUAGGCAGAAGUAGGGGUGAGCAGUAUUUGGUUUAAACCGAAAAAACUGACCGAAUCGAACCGAUUUGAAAAUUUAGUUCGGUUUUUUAUACAUUUCGGUUCGGUUCGAUUUUUAAUUUCAGAAAUUUCG
Manihot esculenta (cassava) is the source of this 1621-nucleotide messenger RNA. RefSeq names its product putative E3 ubiquitin-protein ligase RING1a. Bases 384 to 1505 code for a protein of 373 amino acids. The transcript has 7 exons. The record is from RefSeq and is a predicted model, not a curated record. Lineage: Eukaryota; Viridiplantae; Streptophyta; Magnoliopsida; Malpighiales; Euphorbiaceae.